AUGUUGACCUUGGGAUUCUCCGUUUGCCAGGCUCUUCUCGAUGUCUUGGAAGCUGAGGUUAUUCAGACACCAACAGAACCCCAAGAGUGGUGGCAGGUGUCAGACCGAUUCCAACAGAGAUGGCAAUUCCCACAUGCCUGGGGCGCUCUUGAUGGCAAGCAUAUUGCUAUUAAGAAACCCCCCAGAUUGGGCUCCACCUACCACAAAUACAAGGGGUUUUACUCCAUUGUGUUGAUGGCGUUGGUAGAUGCGGACUACAAGUUCCGGUGGAUACAGGUUGGUGAUGUAGGCUCCAGUUCCGAUGGGCAGAUAUGGAACCACUGCGAGCUGCGCCAAGCCAUAGAGGACGGUGUCAUCGGCAUCCCAGAUGCAGAGCCACUAUCACACGAUGAUGUGGACACCCCAUUCUACAUCAUCGCUGAUGAUGCCUUUGCCAUGAGGACCUGGAUGAUGAAGCCAUUCGGCCGCAGGGGUCUUGACCACGAUGAGCUGGUCUUCAACUACCGCCAUUCCAGAGCUCGUCGUGUGGUGGAGAAUGCGUUUGGGCUCCUUGCAAACCGCUUCCGUUGUCUGCUGAGCACCCUGCAGGUGGACAUAGAUACAGUGAACCUCAUAGUCCGGACCUGCGUAGUCCUUCACAACUUCUUGCAGGAGAGAAUUGCUGAUGCCCAUGUGUUGGACCAGGAGAAUGCCAACUACAACGUUGUCCCUGGUGCCUGGCGCGACAAUGCCAACCUGCCGGACCUCCACCAACCUCAGGGUGGUAACCGGGACACCGCGGAUGCGAAGCUCCAGCGCAUAUACCUGAAGCACUACUUUGUGUCACCGGCGGGAUCAGUGGCAUGGCAGGAUGUCAAUCUGCGCCAGUACUGA
Gigantopelta aegis is the source of this 873-nucleotide messenger RNA. RefSeq names its product protein ALP1-like. NCBI's taxonomy places the organism in Eukaryota, Metazoa, Mollusca, Gastropoda, Neomphalida, Peltospiridae. The coding region runs from base 1 to 873 and encodes 290 amino acids. The record is from RefSeq and is a predicted model, not a curated record. The transcript has a single exon.